This is a messenger RNA of Portunus trituberculatus (swimming crab), 739 nucleotides long. RefSeq lists its product as uncharacterized. The coding region runs from base 185 to 583 and encodes 132 amino acids. The record is from RefSeq and is a predicted model, not a curated record. The transcript has 2 exons. Lineage: Eukaryota; Metazoa; Arthropoda; Malacostraca; Decapoda; Portunidae.
AACAUUCAGUGAGCAACAGUGGACAGCGGACAGUGGUGCGCGCCAUUGUCCAGCACUCCUGGGAUGAAGAGUCGUGUGGAGGUUUCAUCGUACAUCCUCCAUCAACACUUUGGGUCUGCCAGGCCGGCGCGAGGCAGCGGGCCGUGCCAUGGGAGGACCAGAACAGUGAAUAAUAGCAGAACUUAUGGCAAGCAAACACCACGCAGCUCACACCACCACGAGUCUGGAGGCGCACACCGACGACCUCCUCCCGACCAGUGUCCGUAAUGACUCCACUAGCGCAGUGAGGGAGGCGAGCACCUCGCUGUGUCCAUUACUGGCGUGCGGAGCGAAGCGGAGGUGGUGGCGGGCAGGUGGACAGCGGGCGAGUGUGAGGCUGCCAGUCCACCUAGACUUCACUUGUGUCUUCCACCCUUCACCAUGGCCCGUCCCUCCAUCCCACCACCGCUCCCCCCGUCACGUGCCGCCCUGCCUCUCCCUCCCUAUCGAAGACUUCAUCCCCCACUCCUCGCAUCCCCCAGCAGUCAUCACGAGACAAAACGACGUCUCCUCCAAGACGACGACGAAAGAUACCACAACAUGAGUGAGAGACGGGUGGUGGUGGUGGUGGUGGUGGGAAGGAAGAUCGUAGUGAUAAGGACAAUUAAGAUGACAGUGGUGGUGGUGAUGGUGGUGGUGACAGAAAAUAUUAAUAACGAUGAUAGAUGUAUAGGAGUAGUAGUAGUAGUAGUAGUAGUAG